This is a messenger RNA of Coccomyxa subellipsoidea C-169, 1821 nucleotides long. RefSeq lists its product as hypothetical. Gene Ontology annotation, molecular function: ATP binding; ABC-type transporter activity; long-chain fatty acid transmembrane transporter activity. Gene Ontology annotation, cellular component: peroxisomal membrane. The record is from RefSeq and is a predicted model, not a curated record. NCBI's taxonomy places the organism in Eukaryota, Viridiplantae, Chlorophyta, Trebouxiophyceae, Coccomyxaceae. The transcript has 12 exons. The annotation marks the transcript as partial. Gene Ontology annotation, biological process: long-chain fatty acid import into peroxisome; peroxisome organization; fatty acid beta-oxidation.
AAAGUGGCUGUUGACCGCGUCUUCUAUGAGAGGCUUCUGCGCAUCCUGAAGAUAUGUGUGCCAAGGGUGCUGUCCAAGGAGUCUUUGCUGAUCCUUCUACAAGGCGGGCUGCUUGUUUCAAGGACAUUCCUCACAGAUCGCAUAUCUCGGAUUGAGGCUCGAGCGGGACGGCACCUCAUAGCCCAGAACUUCCCUGGGUUCGUCAGGGGCUUGGCUGCGUUCCUUGGGGUGUCUGUACCUGCAGCUGUGGUCAACUCCGGUCUGAGGUUUUUCCAGAAGGAGAUCCAGUUGGCGUUCAUGAUGCGGCUCAGCAAGCACCUGCACCAGCUCUACUGCUCCAACAGAAGCUACUACGCAGCCUCUGUCCUCGGAGGCCUGACAAACGCGGACCAGCGCAUAACGGAGGACGUGGAGAAGUUCUGUUUCGCGGUGGCGGACCUAUACUCGUACACCUUCAAGCCGCUGCUGGACGUGCUGCUGUUCACGCGCUCGCUGGCCAAGAGCAUGGGCUACCGCACGCAGCUGGCGCUGUACGCCUACUACCUGCUAUCGGCCACGGUUCUGCGCUCGAUCUCGCCCCCGCUCGCCCUCAUGACCGCCCAGGAGACCGGCCUCGCAGGCGCCUUCAGAUCCGCGCACCAGCGAGUGGUGGGCAAUGCAGAGGAGAUAGCGUUCAACGACCCGCCCUCGGGCAAGGCAGAGCAGCUGGUGCUCAACUACCAUCUGGAGCGCAUGGUCAAGCACACGCAUCUGUCGGCGCUCCAGCGGUUCGUGCAGCAGGUCUUUGACGGCUUUGCUGUCAAGUACAUGGCCAGCGCGGUGGCCCUGCUGCUCUAUGCUGCCCCGCUGUACUUCAGAGAUCCCUCCAUGCGCGGCAGCCAGGAUGAAAUCACCCAGGACUACAUCCGCGCCAUGCGCCUGCUGCAGAACACAUCAAGGGGGGUGGGCGAUUUGGUGCUGGUGUACCGGCGGGUGACUGGGCUGGCGGGGCACACGUCGCGCGUGGCAGAGCUGCUGGAGCAGGUGCAGCGACUGAGCGGAGGGAACCCCGAGCAGACCACGCGCACGCUGUACAACCGCAACGUGUCGUCCUCCUCCUUGUUGGCCGAGCCUGAGGUUCUGCCUGAGCCCCGCCGCCAUGAGGGUGACAUCAUCAAGUUCCACCGCCUAGCGCUGAAUGCACCGGACGGCACGGCGCUGGUGCGGGAGCUCACGUUUGAGGUGCCGCCGGGCCGCUCGGUGCUGGUCAUGGGCCCCAACGGCAGCGGCAAGUCGUCCCUGUUCAGAGUCCUCUCUGGCUUGUGGCCCCUCCAGGGCGGAGAAAUUACAGUGCCGAGCGCGCUGUUUUCCACAUUCUACCUGUCGCAGCGGCCGUACCUUGUGUCGGGCAGCCUGCGCGACCAGAUCCUCUACCCGCACCCGCCCGCCGCCGUGUGGGCCGCCGCCCGGCCAUCGGCGCGCGCCGAUUUCGAGCGCAUGCCGGGGUGGGAUCAGGUGCAGAACUGGAAUGACACGCUGAGCGGUGGGGAGAAGCAGCGCCUGGCCAUGGCUCGCCUGCUCUUCCACAACCCUGUCUAUGCCAUCCUGGACGAGUGCACCUCUGCGGUGUCAGCGGAUGGGGAGGAGGUGCUUUACAAGGCAUGCAUGGAAGCGGGGAUCACCAUGCUCUCCAUCGGCCACAGGCCCGCCCUGCGCAAGUACCAUCAGAUGAUCGUGCACUUUGACGGCACGCAAACCGGCAAAGGGUGGCGCAUAGAAGAGCUGCCACCUAAUCUGCAGACAGAUGCAGUGUCGACCACAGAGACCAGCGUAUUUGCGUGA